Dujonia railenensis is the source of this 1047-nucleotide messenger RNA. Lineage: Eukaryota; Fungi; Ascomycota; Pichiomycetes; Serinales; Debaryomycetaceae. The record is from the annotation of a GenBank genome assembly.
AUGGCCAAAAGAAAAUCAGGGGGUCUUUUGAAUAGACAUCGUUCCAUUACAAGUGCAAAAAAGUUGUCUGCUCCCAAAGGUAUUAAACCCCAGCAGGCAAGACAGCUCAUCAGAAGGUUCCAUAUUUUGCAGAAGAACAAACAUUCUAUCUUGAAAAAGAUUAGCAAAGAUUAUAAGAAAUGCGAUCAUGAGCUUACUGAGUCCAACUAUAAGGAAGUACUUUCCAGUACGAAGGAAUGGAGAAAAUUUUACAUAGCUAAUGCAGACCCAGAGUCUCAAACUCUUCCCUCGUCUUCCAGUGCAACAGAUAUCAUCAAAAUAGACUCGGGCAUCACAAUACCACAACUUUUUUCACAAUUAGGGAAAAUCGAUGCAGAAAUAGAGAAAAGAGGUGGGCUAGAGGCUUACCAAUCUGCUUCUAUACAUGGACAGGAUUCAAAUAGAGGUGGGGAUUCUUCCAAGAAGCUCAUAGAAUGGUUGAAUCAAUCUCCAUAUAACGCAGUAAUUCACUCACAGUCGAAGGAAGAAAAAAAAUUGAGCGCCCUUGAAAUCGGGUGCCUAAACCCAGCCAAUUUCAUAUCAACAAGCGGAAUAUUCGCUAAUGUGGUUAAGAUCGACUUAAACUCGCAAUCACAGCAGAUUCUACAACAGAAUUUCAUGGAAAGACCGUUGCCUGCCAACGACAGCGAGCGGUUCAACUUGAUUUCAUGUUCCUUGGUUUUGAAUUUUGUACCUACUCCACUUGAAAGAGGUGAGAUGUUAAGACGUUUGACUAAGUUUUUGCUUCCACCUACACCUAAUAGCAUGAGCAGCUUAUUCUUCGUGUUACCCUUGCCAUGCCUUGAGAAUUCGAGAUACAUAGACACUACGAUAUUUGAAAGCAUGAUGUCAGACUUGGGUUUCAAGAAGGUGCUUUCGUACCAGGCUACAAAGUUAAUAUACUACUUGUUUGACUGGGAAGGUAAGAUCAAAAGUAACAUCAAAUACCUGAAAAAGCAGUGCUACGAAGGGAGUAAGAGGAACAAUUUUUGCAUAGUGUUAGAAUAG